This is a messenger RNA of Mugil cephalus (flathead mullet), 2694 nucleotides long. RefSeq names its product TRAF3 interacting protein 2-like (gene traf3ip2l). The record is from RefSeq and is a predicted model, not a curated record. The transcript has 9 exons. Gene Ontology annotation, biological process: humoral immune response; positive regulation of canonical NF-kappaB signal transduction. NCBI's taxonomy places the organism in Eukaryota, Metazoa, Chordata, Actinopteri, Mugiliformes, Mugilidae. The coding region runs from base 695 to 2152 and encodes 485 amino acids.
UUUUUUUUUUUGUUUGUUAGCUGCACUUUAAAGAGUUUGAAGGCAGCCGGAGGCAGAUCUGGGUCACACAGUGGAAAGUGCAAACAAACUACGAAAGCGUGCGACCACAGAUAAGCUUUAGUGUGAUUUACAUUUACUGGAACUACCGGGGUUGUAUGGGAAAAUAAACCCACCUAAACUGAGGUCACACGGGCCUGAAUUCAUGUUAAUGAGAUUUGGUCCGUGCGCGGAGAAAGUGUGUUGAGGAAAAACGAGCGUGUGACCCCGGAAAAAAAGUCCGUGAAGCCCUCAUCACUCGUUACCGAAAUAAAAACACGUGUUCGCGGCGCUUUAACAGCGUCAAGAGAGAAAUACCAGGAUGUGUGUUUUGAACGUUUAGGGACGCCGUACUAGCCUGUGAUCAUUUAUCAAUAAGGUGAUUAGUUACCAAGAAAUGCAGAGAUGAGUUUUAUCUUUUGAAAGUUCAAAGUCGGUGAAAGGUGUCAUUUCCUAUUUCCCUCAUCUGUGUUGACUCCCGGGUAUUGAGCAACAGCUCGCAUCUAGAGAAAAGUCCCCUGUGUGGGAGACACCGUGUCAUGAAGCGAAUCAAAAAGGCUCCAAACACGAGUGUGGGCUGAUAUGACAAAAUGUCCUGAGAAGCUCUUAAAUGCAAAUACAACAGCUCUGACGUUUGGCCUGGUCACCUUGGUGUGAAAUGAUCAGAGUUUCAGACGCAGCUAAAACCUCACACACAUGGACUUCAGGAGGAAACGACCCGAUGAUGCUGCCCACUUCGGUCUACCCUGCCUGUGCACCCAAUAAUCGCCACCAGAGCAGCAGCCGCCACAACACACCUGAAGAGGACGAUGAGACCAUGAGCUCACAGGAAGCCAGCGUCGUCCCCAAAAUGGACUCCAACCUUGAUGGCCACCAACACCAAUCCCAUCCCCACCACCACCAUCACCACCACCCUCCCCACCCCCACUCUCACCACCACCAUCCAGACCACUCCACUGUCUCUGAUGACGCCCUGAUCGGCAGACAGAAGCUGGACAGAGAGCAGGAGGUCAAACACGUCCAGACACACUCCCAGACCAGCCUGAGCUUCUGCUCGUCCCAGUCCCCCCGCAGCUUGCCGGCCCCGUACAGCCAGCCGACUCCGUUCCCCAGCCAGCCUCACCCGAGCAUCGCCAGCAGCUGGUCCCGGUACCCCAACAGCCUGCUGUCCUGCCUGAGCCAGAAAGAUUACUCCAGCUGUUCGGGGGAAAGCUGCCUGUCCAGACACAAGUACCUGUCCCUCCCCGACAGGUACAGCACCAACAUGAGCAGCCUGGAGCAGCCGCUCUCCCUGCACUCGAACCCGCCUUCGGCCGACCUGUGCCACCAUACCCUGUCUCCGUACUCGUGCCCCCCGCAGGGAGCUGCCUGCUGCGCGCAGUGCCCCGCAGACGCCUUCAACAGGGGGCCUGCGCUCAACAAACACCCCUGGCCUCAGUACCACCCAGCUAACAGUCCCUACGAUCCAGGUGACUGCAGACUUCCGGGGCCCGGAUUCGCACACCUCGGCCACAACGCUCCAGUGAAAGAGAAGCACCUUCCUCUGAGCACGCCGCUGUCCCUGGAGCAGAGAAGGGUGUUUGUCACUUAUGAAGCGGACAACGACAAACAUGUCAAUGAGAUCAUCAACUUUGUUGCUCUCCUGCGGCACAACGGUUUUGACACGCAUAUCGACAUAUUUGAGCAGCAGUUCAGAAGCAUAAGCAAGAUCGACUUCAUGGAGCGGUACCUCAGUGAGAAGGAGUACCUGAUCAUCAUCAUCAUCAGCCCCAAGUACUACGACACAGUGACUGCCUCCCCCGUGGGCCUGGAGAACGACGAGAGAACCUUCAACACGGUGUACAUACAUAAGCAGCUCCAGAAUGAAUUCAUCCAGAACGGGAGCAAGAAUUUCAGGUUCAUUCCCAUUUUGUUCCCCGGGGCUAAAAAGUGUCACGUCCCGAACUGGCUUCUGAACACGCACGUCUACGGGUGGCCACGCGACCGGGACGACAUCCUCCGGAGGCUGAUGCGGAUCGAGAAGUACAACCCGCCUCCGAUCGGGGAACUUCCAACCAUCGUCUCCAUCCCCUUAUACGGCUGCGACCUGAAGACAAACGCUGGACUCAAAUCCUAAAACUUGCUUCCCGGAGAGCCCGUCGUUUUCCCGGGAUAUAUUCCCCCGAGCGCCUUUUUUUUUUUUUUUUUCCAAAUGAACAUACAAAUUAUGUGCCAGUAUUGAUGUGAAGUGGAGGUACGGCGACGACAGGGACGAGCUUUUUGUUUUUUUUGUGCUUCUUGCUGCGUCAUGCUCUGUGUUUACUGGUGCUACUCUGAGUUGAUUAAACUGACGGGUGUGUUGAGUACGUGAGUUCAGAAUUUGUUUGGGCGGUAUGUUUACAGAGUGGAACAACAGCUUUCAUUUAGGACGUGUAAACAUUGACAGCCAUAUUGUGUCUUUAUUACAGGUGUCCAUUCAAAAGCCAACAGCUGUCCAAAUGAAGUCACUGAAAACAUUAACGCGCUGUCUUACUGUAAUGUUUCCUAUGGCCCUUGUCCCCUGGUCCGCGUUGUUUAAAGAGAAUUUAAAGAAGUUGAAGGUUUUUGACUGGUUAGUAUUCACUGAGGAUUCUUACACAACUGUCUAAAGGAGUGCUAUUAAAUUAUGUUCCAACUAAA